AUGGCGUCUACUGCUACUGCUUCUAGGUCAUCAUCAUCAUCGCAACUGGUGCUUCCUUACACGACAUCUACCACCACCACAUCCCCUGUAAUAGCUGGUCAUCGUGGAUUUAAGAGCUCAUAUACUGAAAACACUUUGCUUGGAUUUAGUAAAUGCUUUGAAUCAGGAGCAACAGUUAUUGAAACUGAUUUAUGGUUAAGUUCAGAUGAUGUUAUCAUUAUAUCCCAUGAUAUAUCAACUAAACGAGUAUUUGUUGAUCAAGAUGGUAAUGAAACUGAUUAUAAAGUGACCAAGACACCGUACGAUCCAAUUCUAAAGAGCUUGAAGACAAAAGAAGGUGGGUUUCCUUUGCUUUCAUUUGUUGAUGUAUUGCGUUGGUUCAAAGGGUAUAUUGAGUCUACUGGUUCAAAUGAACACAAGUUACAGCUUGAUAUUAAGAAAUUCAAUCCUGCUAAAAUUUCCAAGUACCUAGUCAACGACUUGUUAAAAGUGCAUAGUGAUUUAUCUUGGUGGUAUCAUAGAAUACAAUUUGGUAUAUGGGAUUUAUCAUUUUUGAAAUAUCUUAACCAAAACGAUUUCUUUCAAGAUAAAUUUGGCAUCGUUAAUGAAUUUGGUUACAAUCAAUUUGAUAUUUUCCAUAUAAGUGUUAAUUGGAGAGAUUCAAUAAACUAUAUAAACUACAACUACUAUUUGGAUGAAACUACCCCCACGAACAAAGUCAAGAUUAAAUUAACUGGGGUUUCAUUACUUUAUAUCGCCACUUGGUCGACUGAAUUCCUUACUAAAUUUGUUCCACUUUUACAAAUUCAAAAUUUGAAGCUAUAUUCGUGGACAGUAAAUAAUAAAUUUCAAUUUGAAUAUCUCGUUAAGGUUGGUAAAUUGGCAAAAUUGGUGGAAUACGGAGUUAUUUCUGAUCAUCCUGAUUUAAUGGUUAAAUAUAAAAACCAUGAAGAUACCGAGAGUGAUACUGAUGUUGAACAAGAGUUGGAAGUAAAACCACUAGUUGCUUAUGAAAGUAAGAAUUUCUACUACAAUGAAGAUGGUGAGUUGAAUAUUGAAUUAACCUGGAAUCAAAAGUUGCUUAAUUGGGUAUAUAAACAGUUUAUGUCCUUGAAUGGUUCGCAAAGGAAAAUCACUUCAGAUGCUCAACGAUUUGCUGCCAAGGUUGAUCCAAAUGAAGUUAAUGAAGUUAAACCAAAUGCCGUGAUUACUUAUCUUUUCCAAAAAUGUCAAAAGUAUGGAAUCUUUUAG
Molecule: messenger RNA, 1251 nt
Organism: Lodderomyces orthopsilosis Co 90-125
Lineage: Eukaryota; Fungi; Ascomycota; Pichiomycetes; Serinales; Debaryomycetaceae
Product: phosphatidylglycerol phospholipase
Exons: 1
Coding region: 1-1251 (416 amino acids)
Biological process (GO): glycerophospholipid catabolic process
Molecular function (GO): phosphatidylglycerol phospholipase C activity
Source: RefSeq, a predicted model, not a curated record